Messenger RNA from Mytilus californianus (California mussel), 781 nucleotides. Its product is annotated as fatty acid-binding protein, liver-like. The transcript is spliced from 4 exons. Bases 54 to 479 code for a protein of 141 amino acids. NCBI's taxonomy places the organism in Eukaryota, Metazoa, Mollusca, Bivalvia, Mytilida, Mytilidae. The record is from RefSeq and is a predicted model, not a curated record.
ACUUUGAACGGCCGACAUUGAUAGUAUAUACAAAAAAUUACAACUUAAACAAAAUGGCUCAAUUCAUAGGAAAAUGGCAGGCUGGCAAAGGCUCAAUGUCAAAUUUUGAAGCAUUUGGUAAAGCUAUGGGCCUUCCUGGUGAAUUACUAGAGAAGUUUAGAGACUCUACCUGGACAUCUACGAUCAGUAAAGAUGGAGACAUGUGGUCGGUUGAAAGCGAAUCUUCUGUUUCACCGAAAAGGACGUACAGUUACCAAGAAGGGAAGGAACUAGUAACCACAAAUAUGUUCGGAAAAGGUCUUAAGUUAACCGCAACGUUUGAUUCUGAUACUAAAAUGACUCUUAUGGAACAGACUGAAGAUGAAAAUGGCUGGAAAAGCCUGAAAGCAGUACGAGAAAUAAAUGGUGACAAGAUGAUAUCUACAAUCCAGGAACUUGAAAGUGGAGUAUCGAUGACACAGGAAUUCACAAGAGUCUGAAAGAUGAAAUGUUGUAACAGUUGUGCAUAAACUAUAAUUGAAAUUAAAAGUAUAGACAAAUACGUCUGUCUAGUUGGUCGAAACAACAUUUUCCUAGAUGUAAUUUUAGUUACUUAGUGACCAAGAAAUCAUUUGAACAUGUUGAACAUGAUAGGAAUGAUAGUUAAGAGUAGGCUACUGAAUUACCUAUAGGUACGACUUUUAAGCAAACAUCUUUCUUUUAAACGACACCUGUUAAAAUUUUGAUAUAUCCUGGAUACUGGUUACGUUGCAGAAAAUUUGAAUAAAAAGCAUGAAUCAAC